This is a messenger RNA of Trichechus manatus latirostris (Florida manatee), 710 nucleotides long. Its product is annotated as glutamate receptor ionotropic, kainate 1. Gene Ontology annotation, biological process: modulation of chemical synaptic transmission; synaptic transmission, glutamatergic. Gene Ontology annotation, molecular function: kainate selective glutamate receptor activity; transmitter-gated monoatomic ion channel activity involved in regulation of postsynaptic membrane potential. The record is from RefSeq and is a predicted model, not a curated record. Lineage: Eukaryota; Metazoa; Chordata; Mammalia; Sirenia; Trichechidae. The transcript has 5 exons. Gene Ontology annotation, cellular component: kainate selective glutamate receptor complex; presynaptic membrane; postsynaptic density membrane. The annotation marks the transcript as partial.
GAGGGAUUUUUGAAACUGUGGAAAAUGAACCUGUUAAUGUUGAAGAAUUAGCUUUCAAGUUUGCAGUCACCAACAUUAACAGAAACCGAACCCUGAUGCCUAACACCACGUUAACCUAUGACAUCCAGAGAAUUAACCUUUUUGAUAGUUUUGAAGCGUCACGGAGAGCGUGUGACCAGCUGGCCCUUGGUGUGGCUGCCCUGUUUGGUCCUUCCCAUAGUUCCUCCGUCAGUGCUGUGCAAUCUAUCUGCAAUGCUCUGGAAGUUCCACACAUACAGACCCGCUGGAAGCACCCCGCGGUGGACAAUAAGGACUUGUUUUACAUCAACCUCUAUCCCGACUAUGCAGCUAUCAGCAGGGCUGUUCUGGACCUCGUCCUCUAUUACAACUGGAAAACGGUGACCGUGGUGUACGAAGACAGCACAGGCCUAAUUCGUCUGCAGGAGCUCAUCAAAGCUCCCUCCAGAUACAACAUUAAAAUCAAAAUCCGCCAGCUGCCCUCUGGGAACAAAGAUGCCAAGCCUCUACUUAAGGAGAUGAAGAAGGGCAAGGAGUUCUAUGUGAUAUUCGAUUGUUCACGCGAAACCGCCGCUGAAAUCCUUAAGCAGAUUCUCUUCAUGGGCAUGAUGACCGAGUACUAUCACUACUUUUUCACAACCCUGCUGGUUUUGGAGAGGUUUGAGAAAAAAUAUGAACAAUGGAACCAAUGA